UCCUGGCCUCAAGCAGUCCUCCUGCCUUGGCCUCCCACUGGGAUUAUAGGCAUUAGCCACUGUGUCCAGCCUCCUCCUCAUUUUUGUAGACAUAUCAAGUCUGGCCUCCUUCAGGAAGCCUUCCCUAACUAACUACUCAAGCUCCCUGUGUUUCUUUCCUUUAGGGUCUAUUGUGUGCAUGUGUAUGGUUUAGUAUACCCUUAAGAAUAAUGUGUUUGGAAUCGUCAUUGAGAAGACAAGGUUUACGUUAGCAGAUAUAGUCUAACUCUGAUUUUUAGAAAAGUGAUAGAGAAUAGAGACUUAAAAAAACCAUGACAUUCUCACGUAGAUUUUGGGUAUUUGGAGAUAGGAGUAAAAACAUGUCUUUAAACCACACAAUGGGAAGUGAAGUGUUUGCAACAGCCAGAACAUUUAUGUUAUAAAGUGUCAGAGCAGAUAAUUUAGGCUAAAAGAAACAAAGUUAAAUGAUUUGGGGGCUUGAUUUCUCUGGCUUGACCUCCCUGGAUUAUUGGCUGUUUCUUUCACUUCCAGACUGUCUGGUAAGAUUUUUCUACAGAGGUAUCUUCUUCUUAAUGAAUUCUUCCCAUCACACCCACUCUGUUUGAAUUUCUGAAUUACCUUCUCCUUUUGGUUUCUGUAUCUCAGCUUUCUUCUUAUUGAGGCUUCUCUGACAUUUUCUUUGAGGGUAUUGCUAUCAGAGUCAGACAUGCCCAGGACAAGAUUCCAGGCUGUGUAAUCUUGAGCAAAUCAAUGUUGCUGGUCUACUCUUUUUUCUUAAAAGAACAAGGAAGCUUGCCUUGCAGGGUGGUUAGAAUUUGAGACAAUGUGUGUUGCAUGCCCGGCAGGUGGCAGGUAGCUAAUAAAAGGUGUGCACUUGCUCGACACCAGGGGUCCCCUCGGUCUUUGGUCUUUGCAUAUCAUAGAUGCUCAGUAAGUGUUCCCCCAAAGGAUUACUGACAUUACAGGUAGGGUAAUGUUUAUAGCCAAGGGGAAGUGAGUAUCAUCAGGCCCAGGUUUUUAUGUCUAUCUCUGCUGAAUUGUCGCAAAGUUAUAUUUCAUCCUAUUUACCAAGUUAUAUUCACAGAAGACUUAGUCCUGUUAUAACAAAGCCCAUUGAAACAACACCCAGGAAGUAGACCACAAGAAGUCAGUGGAUAUCUUACUCUGUGUCCUGCAUGGGGAUCUGGAAGUGAAUAAGGGAGAGAGAAAAUGUGGAGUGCAGAGGAUGCUGCCUGGAGGUGAGACUUGAACCACACGAUUAUUCUCAGUUCUGGAGCAACGGCUGUGUUCCAGGCGUUGUCUCCAAUAGUCACAAUCACACCACAGAGCUGAUAUUGUUUUCUAUCUCACUGAGGAGUAAAUAGGCCCCAAGAGGUUGCAUCUGGAGGUACGUGAGCAAAAUUUGGAGAGAAGUACUAAGUGGGCACUUCACAACAGGGGAAGAGAAUGAAGAGGUGGAUAAAGAUAAGUGUUAAGCACUUUUUGGGGGUCCUGGAAUUUUAUCAUGUCUCUUGAUUUUUAAGAAAGUGGCCUAUUGGCUAGAAUUUGAGACUUUCAUUGUAUCAUUCAGUUGGCUUUUGCAUGUAUAUUGCUUUUAUGUUUUUGGUACAUUUUUUCAAAACCCUUUAGAUUAGUUGGAUUUGAUAUUGCUCUUAAGUUUGAUGAGGUAGAUGCUUUUUUAGCUGGGAGGGAUAGAGAGGCAGUGAGUGUGUUAACAGAAAACAGCAACCUCAGACUCCAGCCCCCGCUCUCUUGUUAUCCAGCGAUGUGACGUUGAGCCUGAUGCAUGACGUCUUGGCAGCGGAGGUGCUGGUGCUCUGUCAGCCUCUUGGACCCGUGACUGAACAUGCCUGGGGUCAUGAGGAAGUUUUUGUUCCUGUAAUGUUGGCCACAACUGCACAGCCAGUGGGCAAGGAUGGCUGAGAUACAAACUGAGAAUUUUGCGCUUCGACCUAGGCUCUUUGCUAGAUCAAACUUCUUUUGAUGUCUUAGCCAUGCCCGCUCUGAGAUAUCUCUCUCCAAGUUAUUAAUAUAUCUGUUUUUCCCAUCAUGUUUCCCCUUUUGGCUUCAAAGGAGCUCAGAACGAAAUUUAUUGCUUGAUUAUGGUUGCUGGGUUGGCCAAGGUUUAAAAUUUAUGUUUUUAACUUUUUUAUGUGAUUCCCUCCCCAUUUUCAUUUUGAUAGUCUUAUUGUUUAUUGUAUAUCACCUUAAAUCCAUUUGAGAAGUACAUCGGGUCUACGUCUAAAAAUCACGUAUGUGGGAGGAGGGCCAUUAGGCAAAUAGGACACAGAUGGGGGUGACUUUGGCCAAAAAAGUUUGGGAUAGAUUUUUGUAUUCUCUUGUGUUAUGUUAUUCCCUAUCAGAUGGUCUUUGCAGCUCAUUUUUCUGUCUUCUCCUGUGUGGUCAGAAUCAGGGGAGAGUUUUUCUUUAUAAAAAUGAUUUGUUUUCCUGAUAGAACAGUACUGGUGGGUAACGUUCAGUUCUGACCUUGUAGGCAGACCUGGGAUUCCCGGAGGGUGCAGGGACUGCCGCACUCGUUCUUCUUUGUGACAGGCCCGAAGCAGCUUCCCUGGGGUCCCCAGCCUGCCUCCUCCACGGCUGCUGUGGCCGUGGUGCUGAGCACGUGCAGCUGCUGCCUGACGCUCCUGGACAGGGAAGGAUAGAUUUGGGGCAUAGUUACUAGGUGUCACUGCCUCGUUUUUUCAGCCUGGCUUUUACAAGUAGUUUUAAUUUACUUGACAAACACUUAUUUGGCAUUUCCUUCAAUACGCUGGGUACUGAGAUGGGUACUGUAUUUUUAGGCAUUUAACGGGGAUAAUAGCAGCAUCGUUAAUAAUUACAAAUAUGAUCGAUCCAUCAUAUAGACAAUACAUUUCAGAAGAAGAACAUUAAAAAGACUGAUAGUAGUAGAUGUAUGCAGCUGUAGUAGAGGAGCUGAAGCCACUGAGUUACCCUGGGGUUCAAAGUCGGGAGCAGCAUUCCCAUCUCUAGGCUGUGUUCUUGUGUGGGAGGGCCUCCUUGGAUACCCUUGAUAGUAAUUCCAGGUACUUGAGCUCACAAAGAAAGUGCCUGGGGCCCUCAGCCCUUUGGUGUGGCUCCCAGGGACACCUGAGUUACUUCCAGAAGUGGCGUGGUGGGUAGAGUGUGAGGGCUGGGCUGGCCUCGCCUCCCCGCCCCUCUCCCCUGUGUGGCUUUUCCUUUCUGUAAUUCAACUGAUUGCUUUUCCUUCCAAAUUGCUGGCUUAAGCUUUAUCUUAUCUAAUUUUAUCUCUUCUAGCCUUGCACAUCCAGAGCAUCAUUAGGGCCUGUGCCCAUUCUGUCCCUCCCACUUCUGGUCUCCCUCCAUGUCCUGAGGGGAUAGUGACGAAGUCUGCAUAACCUCCGCAUCUUCUUGCCUGGGGGGGCAGCUAGGGUGGUGCCUGCAGCCUCUGGAACCUCUCCUUUCUGUGUGCCCCUCAACCUCAUGGAUAUACUGGCAUUUUCUAGGACCUGGCCCUGCUUUCUCUGUCCCUGUCUCUCUCUGCCCACUGGUUUCUGUGACCCACGCCCUUCCCACCCCAUUCUGCCCCUUUUGCUCGCUUGCUUUUCUUACCUUCUGUCACAUUCACAUGCUCACUAUUUCUUUUUACUCCAAGCAUCUGUUCCUCUAAAUCAUGAACUGCAGUUGGCAUAAUUAAAUAUGUAAUGUGUUUAUUUUAAUAUCAAUAUGUCUCUUCAUACACAUAUUAGUAAGAGACUUGGCUGUCAGCACUGGGCCAGAUCACCAUUUGCAGUUGUCCACUCACGCCAGCUCCCCCGUGGGGCAUUUCUUAUGCACCUCAUCCGUUCUCUUUCUCCUUGUCUCUCUUUCUCUCUCUGUGUCUCUUUGUUCUGUGUACAUCUCUCUGUAUGUCCCCCCUGGCUUCCUCUCUAACACAAAUUGCUCCAAUAGGCCGGCACCGUUUCCUCUCUGUAAACCUCAGUUUGUAGGUAUCCACAGGCACCCAGGCAAGGGUAGAGGAACCAAAAGCACUUGUUCACGCUUGCUCACACAAGGACCAGUAGAGACCUAGAGCUGCAUGCCACGUCUUUAUUAUCCUUGCUGCCAGCUCCUCUGGUACAGCAGCCCUGUGACAGUUUGGAAUUUGAGCCUGGGCACUCUCCCCUGAGUGCACUGGUGACGUAAAGGCAGGAAGGCAGGAGCAAUCACAGCCUCCCCUCGCCUGUGGGUCCCAGGUGAUCCCCCUCCCCAAAUGGAUGUAGGGAAGCCAGUUCAUCUGCGAAGCAUCUGGAGUGGAGUGACAGGAAGCAGAGGAUCCAGUAUUAGAAUAGAUUACAUGGUAUGUGCUUGUCGCUUCCGCUUAAAGGAAAAAGUAGAAUAUGCCUUCCUGAUUAUUUUUACAGUCGAGACAUUUUUGAAGAUUAUAGCGUAUGGAUUAUUGCUACAUCCUAAUGCUUAUGUUAGGAAUGGAUGGAAUUUACUGGAUUUUGUUAUAGUAAUAGUAGGAUUGUUUAGUGUAAUUUUGGAACAAUUAACCAAAGAAACAGAAGGCGGGAACCACUCUAGCGGCAAGUCUGGAGGCUUUGAUGUCAAAGCCCUCCGUGCCUUUCGAGUGUUGCGACCACUUCGACUAGUGUCAGGAGUGCCCAGUUUACAAGUUGUCCUGAACUCCAUUAUAAAAGCCAUGGUUCCCCUCCUUCACAUAGCCCUUUUGGUAUUAUUUGUAAUCAUAAUCUAUGCUAUUAUAGGAUUGGAACUUUUUAUUGGAAAAAUGCACAAAACAUGUUUUUUUGCUGACUCAGAUAUCGUAGCUGAAGAGGACCCAGCUCCAUGUGCGUUCUCAGGGAACGGACGCCAGUGUACUGCCAAUGGCACGGAAUGUAGGAGUGGCUGGGUCGGCCCGAACGGAGGCAUCACCAACUUUGAUAACUUUGCCUUUGCUAUGCUCACUGUGUUUCAGUGCAUCACCAUGGAGGGCUGGACAGAUGUGCUCUACUGGAUGAAUGAUGCUAUGGGAUUUGAAUUGCCCUGGGUGUAUUUUGUCAGUCUCGUCAUCUUUGGGUCAUUUUUCGUACUAAAUCUUGUACUUGGUGUAUUGAGCGGAGAAUUCUCAAAGGAAAGAGAGAAGGCAAAAGCACGGGGAGAUUUCCAGAAGCUCCGGGAGAAGCAGCAGCUGGAGGAGGAUCUAAAGGGCUACUUGGAUUGGAUCACCCAAGCUGAGGACAUCGAUCCCGAGAACGAGGAAGAAGGAGGAGAGGAAGGCAAACGAAAUACUAGCAUGCCCACCAGUGAGACUGAGUCUGUGAACACAGAGAACGUCAGCGGCGAAGGCGAGACCCGAGGCUGCUGUGGAAGUCUCUGGUGCUGGUGGAGACGGAGAGGCGCGGCCAAGGCGGGGCCCUCUGGGUGUCGGCGGUGGGGUCAAGCCAUCUCAAAAUCCAAACUCAGCCGACGCUGGCGUCGCUGGAACCGAUUCAAUCGCAGAAGAUGUAGGGCCGCCGUGAAGUCUGUCACGUUUUACUGGCUGGUUAUCGUCCUGGUGUUUCUGAACACCUUAACCAUUUCCUCUGAGCACUACAAUCAACCGGAUUGGUUGACACAGAUUCAAGAUAUUGCCAACAAAGUCCUCUUGGCUCUGUUUACCUGCGAGAUGCUGGUAAAAAUGUACAGCUUGGGUCUCCAAGCAUAUUUCGUCUCUCUUUUCAACCGGUUUGAUUGCUUCGUGGUGUGUGGUGGAAUCACUGAGACGAUCUUGGUGGAACUGGAAAUCAUGUCUCCCCUGGGGAUCUCUGUGUUUCGGUGUGUGCGCCUCUUAAGAAUCUUCAAAGUGACCAGGCACUGGACUUCUCUGAGCAACUUAGUGGCAUCGUUGUUAAACUCCAUGAAGUCCAUCGCUUCGCUGUUACUUCUGCUUUUUCUCUUCAUUAUCAUCUUUUCCUUGCUUGGGAUGCAGCUGUUUGGCGGCAAGUUUAAUUUUGAUGAAACGCAAACCAAGCGGAGCACCUUUGACAAUUUCCCUCAAGCACUUCUCACAGUGUUCCAGAUCCUGACAGGCGAAGACUGGAACGCUGUGAUGUACGAUGGCAUCAUGGCUUACGGGGGCCCGUCCUCUUCAGGAAUGAUCGUCUGCAUCUACUUCAUCAUCCUCUUCAUUUGUGGUAAUUAUAUUCUACUGAAUGUCUUCUUGGCCAUCGCUGUAGACAAUUUGGCUGAUGCUGAAAGUUUGAACACUGCUCAGAAAGAAGAAGCAGAAGAAAAGGAGAGGAAAAAGAUUGCCAGAAAAGAGAGCCUAGAAAAUAAAAAGAACAACAAACCAGAAGUCAACCAGAUGGCCAACAGUGACAACAAGGUUACAAUCGAUGACUAUAGAGAAGAGGAUGAAGACAAGGACCCCUACCCACCUUGCGAUGUGCCAGUAGGGGAAGAGGAAGAGGAAGAGGAGGAGGAUGAACCUGAGGUUCCUGCCGGACCCCGUCCUCGAAGGAUCUCGGAGUUGAACAUGAAGGAAAAAAUUGCCCCCAUCCCUGAAGGGAGCGCUUUCUUCAUUCUUAGCAAGACCAACCCGAUCCGCGUGGGCUGCCACAAGCUCAUCAACCACCACGUCUUCACCAACCUCAUCCUCGUCUUCAUCAUGCUGAGCAGCGCCGCUCUGGCCGCAGAGGACCCCAUCCGCAGCCACUCCUUCCGGAACACGAUACUGGGUUACUUUGACUAUGCCUUCACAGCCAUCUUUACUGUUGAGAUUCUGCUGAAGAUGACAACUUUUGGAGCUUUCCUCCACAAAGGGGCCUUCUGCAGGAACUACUUCAAUUUGCUGGAUAUGCUCGUGGUUGGGGUGUCUCUGGUGUCAUUUGGGAUUCAAUCCAGUGCCAUCUCUGUUGUGAAGAUUCUGAGAGUCUUAAGGGUCCUGAGGCCCCUCAGGGCCAUCAACAGAGCAAAAGGACUUAAGCACGUGGUCCAGUGCGUCUUCGUGGCCAUCCGGACCAUCGGCAACAUCAUGAUCGUCACCACCCUCCUCCAGUUCAUGUUUGCCUGUAUUGGGGUCCAGUUGUUCAAGGGGAAGUUCUAUCGCUGUACGGAUGAAGCCAAAAGUAACCCUGAAGAAUGCAGGGGACUUUUCAUCCUCUACAAGGAUGGGGAUGUUGACAGUCCUGUGGUCCGUGAGCGGAUCUGGCAAAACAGUGAUUUCAACUUCGACAACGUCCUCUCUGCUAUGAUGGCACUCUUCACGGUCUCCACGUUUGAGGGCUGGCCUGCGUUGCUGUAUAAAGCCAUCGACUCGAAUGGAGAGAACAUCGGCCCAAUCUACAACCACCGCGUGGAGAUUUCCAUCUUCUUCAUCAUCUACAUCAUCAUUGUAGCUUUCUUCAUGAUGAACAUCUUUGUGGGCUUUGUCAUCGUUACAUUUCAGGAGCAAGGAGAAAAAGAGUAUAAGAACUGUGAGCUGGACAAAAAUCAGCGUCAGUGUGUUGAAUACGCCUUGAAAGCACGUCCUUUGCGGAGAUACAUCCCCAAAAACCCCUACCAGUACAAGUUCUGGUACGUGGUGAACUCUUCGCCUUUCGAAUACAUGAUGUUUGUCCUCAUCAUGCUCAACACACUCUGCUUGGCCAUGCAGCACUACGAGCAGUCCAAGAUGUUCAAUGACGCCAUGGACAUCCUGAACAUGGUCUUCACCGGGGUGUUCACCGUCGAGAUGGUUUUGAAAGUCAUCGCCUUUAAGCCUAAGGGGUAUUUUAGUGACGCCUGGAACACGUUUGACUCCCUCAUCGUAAUCGGCAGCAUUAUAGACGUGGCCCUCAGCGAAGCAGACCACUAUUUCACUGAUGCAUGGAACACUUUUGAUGCCUUAAUUGUUGUUGGUAGCGUCGUUGAUAUUGCUAUAACUGAAGUGAAUCCAACUGAAAGUGAAAAUGUCCCUGUCCCAACUGCUACACCUGGGAACUCUGAAGAGAGCAAUAGAAUCUCCAUCACCUUUUUCCGUCUUUUCCGAGUGAUGCGAUUGGUGAAGCUUCUCAGCAGGGGGGAAGGCAUCCGGACAUUGCUGUGGACUUUUAUUAAGUCCUUUCAGGCACUCCCGUAUGUGGCCCUCCUCAUAGCCAUGCUGUUCUUCAUCUAUGCGGUCAUUGGCAUGCAGAUGUUUGGGAAAGUUGCCAUGAGAGAUAACAACCAGAUCAAUAGGAACAAUAACUUCCAGACGUUUCCCCAGGCGGUGCUGCUGCUCUUCAGGUGUGCGACAGGUGAGGCCUGGCAGGAGAUCAUGCUGGCCUGCCUCCCAGGGAAGCUCUGUGACCCUGAGUCAGAUUACAACCCCGGGGAGGAGUAUACAUGUGGGAGCAACUUUGCCAUUGUCUAUUUCAUCAGUUUUUACAUGCUCUGUGCGUUUCUGAUCAUCAAUCUGUUUGUGGCUGUCAUCAUGGAUAAUUUCGACUAUCUGACCCGGGACUGGUCUAUUUUGGGGCCUCACCAUUUAGAUGAAUUCAAAAGAAUAUGGUCAGAAUAUGACCCUGAGGCAAAGGGAAGGAUAAAACACCUUGACGUGGUCACUCUGCUUCGACGCAUCCAGCCUCCCCUGGGGUUUGGGAAGUUAUGCCCACACAGAGUAGCGUGCAAGAGAUUAGUUGCCAUGAACAUGCCUCUCAACAGUGACGGGACAGUCAUGUUUAAUGCAACCCUAUUUGCUUUGGUUCGAACAGCUCUUAAGAUCAAGACCGAAGGGAACCUGGAGCAAGCUAAUGAAGAACUUCGGGCUGUGAUAAAGAAGAUUUGGAAGAAAACCAGCAUGAAAUUACUUGACCAAGUUGUCCCUCCAGCUGGUGAUGAUGAGGUAACCGUGGGGAAGUUCUAUGCCACUUUCCUGAUACAGGACUACUUUAGGAAAUUCAAGAAACGGAAAGAACAAGGACUGGUGGGAAAGUACCCUGCGAAGAACACCACAAUUGCCCUACAGGCGGGAUUAAGGACACUGCAUGACAUUGGGCCAGAAAUCCGGCGUGCUAUAUCGUGUGAUUUGCAAGAUGACGAGCCUGAGGAAACAAAACGAGAAGAAGAAGAUGAUGUGUUCAAAAGAAAUGGUGCCCUGCUUGGAAACCAUGUCAAUCAUGUUAAUAGUGAUAGGAGAGAUUCCCUUCAGCAGACCAAUACCACCCACCGUCCCCUGCAUGUCCAAAGGCCUUCAAUUCCACCUGCAAGUGAUACUGAGAAACCGCUGUUUCCUCCAGCAGGAAAUUCGGUGUGUCAUAACCAUCAUAACCAUAAUUCCAUAGGAAAGCAAGUUCCCACCUCAACAAAUGCCAAUCUCAAUAAUGCCAAUAUGUCCAAAGCUGCCCAUGGAAAGCGGCCCAGCAUUGGGAACCUUGAGCAUGUGUCUGAAAAUGGGCAUCAUUCUUCCCACAAGCAUGACCGGGAGCCUCAGAGAAGGUCCAGUGUGAAAAGAACCCGCUAUUAUGAAACUUACAUUAGGUCCGACUCAGGAGAUGAACAGCUCCCAACUAUUUGCCGGGAAGACCCAGAGAUACAUGGCUAUUUCAGGGACCCCCGCUGCUUCGGGGAGCAGGAGUAUUUCAGUAGCGAGGAGUGCUAUGAGGAUGACAGCUCGCCCACCUGGAGCAGGCAAAACUAUGGCUACUACAGCAGAUACCCAGGCAGAAACGUGGACUUUGAGAGGCCCCGAGGCUACCAUCACCCCCAAGGAUUCUUGGAGGACGAUGACUCGCCCAUUUGCUAUGAUUCACGGAGAUCUCCAAGGAGACGCCUACUACCUCCCACCCCAGCAUCCCACCGCAGAUCCUCCUUCAACUUCGAGUGCCUGCGCCGGCAGAGCAGCCAGGAGGAGGUCCCUUCAUCUCCCACCUUCCCCCACCGCACGGCCCUGCCUCUGCAUCUCAUGCAGCAACAGAUCAUGGCAGUUGCUGGCCUAGAUUCAAGUAAAGCCCAGAAGUACUCACCGAGUCACUCGACCCGGUCAUGGGCCACCCCUCCAGCAACCCCUCCCUACCGGGACUGGACACCGUGCUACACCCCCCUGAUCCAAGUGGAGCAGUCAGAGGCCCUGGACCAGAUGAACGGCAGCCUGCCGUCCCUGCACCGCAGUUCCUGGUACACAGACGAGCCCGACAUCUCCUACCGGACUUUCACACCAGCCAGCCUGACCGUCCCCAGCAGCUUCCGGAACAAAAACAGCGACAAGCAGAGGAGCGCGGACAGCUUGGUGGAGGCAGUCCUGAUAUCUGAAGGCUUGGGACGCUAUGCAAGGGACCCAAAAUUUGUGUCAGCAACAAAACAUGAAAUCGCUGAUGCCUGUGACCUCACCAUCGACGAGAUGGAGAGUGCAGCCAGCACCCUGCUUAAUGGGAACGUGUGUCCCCGAGCCAACGGGGAUGUGGGCCCCCUCUCACACCGGCAGGACUAUGAGCUACAGGACUUUGGUCCUGGCUACAGCGACGAAGAGCCAGACCCUGGGAGGGAUGAGGAGGACCUGGCGGAUGAAAUGAUAUGCAUCACCACCUUGUAGCCCCCAGCGAGGGGCAGACUGGCUCUGGCCUCAGGUGGGGCACAGGAGGGCCAGGGGAAAAGUGCCUCAUAGUUAGGAAAGUUUAGGCACUAGUUGGGAGUAAUAUUCAAUUAGACUUUUGUAUAAGAGAUGUCAUGCCUCAAGAAAGCCAUAAACCUGGUAGGAACAGGUCCCAAGUGGUUGAGCCUGGCAGAGCACCAUGAGCUCGGCCCCAGCUGCAGGAAACAGGCCCCGCCCUCUCACAGAGGAUGGGUGAGGCGGCCAGACCCGCCCUGCCCCAUUGUCCAGAUGGGCACUACUGUGGAGUCUGCAUCUCCCAUGUACCAGGGCACCAGGCCCACCCACCUGAAGGCACGGCGGCGGGGUGCAGGGGAAAGUUAAAGGUGAUGACGAUCAUCACACCUGUGUCAUUACCUCAGCCAUCGGUCUAGCAUAUCAGUCACUGGGCGCAACAUAUCCAUUUUUAAACCCUUUCCCCCAAAUACACUGCAUCCUGGUUCCUGUUUAGCUGUUCUGAAAUACAGUGCGUCAGAACCCAGCUACCAGCGAUCAUUGUGAGGGCAAUGGGACCUUACAAAUAAGGUUUUCUGUGACGUCACUCCAGUUUACACAAGAGAAUCUCACUCCGAUGGUCGGUUUCUGACUGUCACGCUAAAGGGCAACUGUAAACUGGAAUAAUAAUGCACUCGCAACCAGGUCAACUUAGAUACACUAGUUUGUUUAAAAUUAUAGAUUUACUGUACAUGACUUGUAAUAUACUAUAAUUUGUAUUUGUAAAGAGAUGGUCUAUAUUUUGUAAUUACUGUACCGUAUUUGAACUGCAGCAAUAUCCAUGGGUCCUAAUAAUUGUAGUUCCCCACUAAAAUCUAGAAAUUACUAGUAUUUUUACUCGGGCUAUCCAGAAGUAGAAGAAAUAGAGCCAAUUCUCAUUUAUUCCGUGAAAAUCCUCUGGGGGUAAAAUUUUAAGUUUGAAAGAACUUGACACUACAGAAAUUUUUCUAAAAUAUUUUGAGUCACUAUAAACCUAUCUUUCCACAAGAUAUACCAGAUGACUAUUUGCAGUCUUUUCUUUGGGCAAGAGUUCCAUGAUUUUGAUACCGUACCUUUGGAUCCACCAUGGGUUGCAACUGUCUUUGGUUUUGUUUGACUUGAACCACCCUCUGGUAAGUGAAUUACAGAGCAGGUCCAGCCGCUGUUCUGCCCCUUGGGUAUCCAUAGUUAUGGUUUUCUCUGCUGCCCACCCAGGGCAUUUUUUGCAUCACUGGUGCAGAAAUGCGUAAGUGGAUGGGGUACAGCUGCUCUUGUCCUCUGGGGACUGGUGGUGCUGCUUAAGAAAUAAGGGGUGCUGGGGUGGGGGGGACAGAGGAAAAACAUGGUGAUCUAUAGGAUUGGAAUGUCGGGGUCUGUACAAAUCGUAUUGUUGCCUUUUACAAAACUGCUGUACUGUGUGUUCUCUUUGAGGGCUUUUAUAUGCAACUGAAUGAGGGCUGAAGUUUUCAUUAGAAUGCACUCACACUCUGACUGUAUGUCCUGAUGAAAACCCACUUUUGGAUAAUUAGAACCGUCAAGGCUUCCUUUUCUGUCAACAGAAUUAUGCCGACUGUCAAGUUACCUUGGCAGGGAUUCCCUGCAAUCAAAAAGAUAGGUAGCAAUUUUGGUCCAAGAUUUUUAAUAGUAUAUACACAACCUGUUAAUGGAUUUUUUUUUUUUUUUUGUAAAUAACACCACUUUGUUAUGAAGACCUUACAAACCUCUUCUUAAGACAUUCUUACUCUGAUCCAGGCAAAAACACUUCAAGGUUUGUAAAUGACUCUUUCCUGACAUAAAUCCUUUUUUAUUAAAAUACAAAAUGUUCUUCAGAAUAAAACUGUGUAAUAAUUUUGUUAUAUUUGGGAGCUCUCCUUGCAUAGAGCUGGCACUUGCCAGUGAGAGCCUCCGACGGGGCAGGUACUGUGCCAGGGCAGCUCUGAAAUUAUGGAUAUUCUCUCUUAUCCUCCUGGUUCCUUCAGUGCCAAUGGUAACCUAAUGCCAGCUGCAGGGAGCACCAUUUCUCCUAAAGGGCUACACCACUGUCAACAUUAUCUUGGACUCUGUCUCUCUCUCCGUUGGGUCUUGGUCUUACUGUGUGGCUUCACAUCAGGCCAAAAUCGCCAGACCAGGACCCUAAGUGUCUGGUAGAGGCGAUGAUCUUUUCCAAAGUCAGUACUUACAAACUGGCGUUUUUACAGGCUGCACCACUUCCUAAUAUCUGUCUGCUUUAAGCCUGGUUCAACCUCUCAUCGAAUAUUAAAUUUUUCUUUGUAAGAAAAA
Cercocebus atys (sooty mangabey) is the source of this 12802-nucleotide messenger RNA. It is a transcript of the gene CACNA1D, whose product is annotated as calcium channel, voltage-dependent, L type, alpha 1D subunit. Gene Ontology annotation, cellular component: membrane; voltage-gated calcium channel complex. Lineage: Eukaryota; Metazoa; Chordata; Mammalia; Primates; Cercopithecidae. Gene Ontology annotation, molecular function: high voltage-gated calcium channel activity. Gene Ontology annotation, biological process: calcium ion import across plasma membrane. The transcript has 48 exons. The record is from RefSeq and is a predicted model, not a curated record. The coding region runs from base 4232 to 10492 and encodes 2086 amino acids.